GCUCCCAUAUCUAUGUAGCCUUCUGCCAAAGCUGCAGAAACGCAUGUGAGGUAUUGUGGAGUAUUGCGAGUGGGAAUCUCCAAGAGACUCGGCAAACCAUUUUUCGCCGUUCCAAUCAUUGCAUCGAGGAUGCUGACACAGACCACUCAGUAGUAUAUAAGGACAGUCUAUGCUAAGGGCAUUUUCUUUCAUCGCAGAGCCUAACCUGCAUUUCACCUGCUACAAUGACGUCCGGAGUUCACCAGAGGGCGAAGAUACAAUCCGCGUCCCCCAUAGCUCCCCUGGGUAUUGAAGCCGCCAUGGAGGCGAAAGCCAACCCUUCCAUCCAAUCUCGCCCGAAAAUAUUCGACGAGUUUGCAUUGACCGACCGGGUCGCACUCGUGUCUGGAGGAAAUAGGGGCAUCGGGCUCGAAAUAGCAAUCACCCUAUGUGAGGCCGGCGCAAGGGUUGUGUAUUGCUUUGAUCUACCUGAGGAACCUUCAGAAGUGUUCCUAGCUUCCCAGGAUUUCGUCCGCAAGCUUGGGAAUAAUUCGAGGCUCGUGUACUUUAGGGCAGAUGUGCGCGACCAGCAACUGCUGUGGAAGAAAGCCGAAGAGAUCGGUGAUAAGGAACAACGGCUCGACAUUUGUGUCGCAGCUGCUGGCAUUGUCAGGCCCGGCACGGGUUGUUUGGAAUCUCCCGGAGAAGCGUUCAAGGAGGUCAUCGACGUGAAUACAAAUGGGGUUUUCUUCACGGCCCAGGCCGCUGGGAGGCAAAUGGCACGCUUUGGUCGUGGAGGGAGCAUCAUAAUGAUCGCUUCUGCGGCGGGUAGUGCCGCCGUCACGGGUCCCGAAGUGACAUCAUACACUUCGGCCAAGUCGGCUGUUCUGCAGAUGGCUCGCAGUAUGGCGUGUGAGCUCGGAUGCAAGAAGAUUCGCGUGAAUACGUUGUCACCUGGUUAUAUACACACCCAAAUGACUGGAGCAUUCCUCGAUACGCAUCCUGAACUGCUCGAUGAAUGGUCGCGCUUGAAUCCGCUUGGACGAAUCGGAAGACCUGACGAGCUUCGGGGCGUUGUAACGUGGCUUGCCUCUGACGCGUCUACUUUCUGCACUGGAAGCGACAUUAUCAUGGAUGGUGGACAUUGCGCGUGGUAGUUAUGUGCUUUCCGCGGGGCGCCGCAGAAAUGGAGGAAGCUACACGAUAAAGGUAAAUGACCUGGGUCAAUCACAGGUUUAAAGGCUUGUCGAAACAACCAGGGGAAUGGAGUGUACCUGUCUGAGAGUCAAUCUAUG
Pisolithus orientalis is the source of this 1274-nucleotide messenger RNA. RefSeq lists its product as uncharacterized. The record is from RefSeq and is a predicted model, not a curated record. Bases 225 to 1136 code for a protein of 303 amino acids. The transcript has 6 exons. Gene Ontology annotation, cellular component: intracellular anatomical structure. Gene Ontology annotation, molecular function: oxidoreductase activity, acting on NAD(P)H, oxygen as acceptor. Lineage: Eukaryota; Fungi; Basidiomycota; Agaricomycetes; Boletales; Pisolithaceae.